Molecule: messenger RNA, 507 nt
Organism: Trametes versicolor FP-101664 SS1
Lineage: Eukaryota; Fungi; Basidiomycota; Agaricomycetes; Polyporales; Polyporaceae
Exons: 3
Coding region: 1-507 (168 amino acids)
Source: RefSeq, a predicted model, not a curated record
AUGUUCUCCAAGAGCCUCAUCUCCUCCGUCGUGCUCUGCCUCGGCCUCGUUCUCCAGGCCAGCGCGCACGCGAUCAUCACCCCCGCCCUCGGCAUCGUCGGGAGGGACGCUAUCCGCGCGGACGUCCAGCGCCCUGCUGGCCCCACUGCUGAGUGCGGCACCAUGAGCAUUCCCGACAACCUCGACACCUCGACCGCGGCCAUUGCCGACCCCAAUGGCAUCGUCAACCUCACCAUCACCAACUUCAACAGCGAUGUCGACGGUUCGCGUAUGAUCGUCGAAGCGAUUGUCGACAACAUGGCCACCGGCAACUUCGACCAAGCCCAGGCCGCGACCAUGCUCGUGAACGGAGAAUUUAACCCGACCGACGUCACCAGCCAGCCGCUCUCCAUUCAGCUCCCCGCAGGCAUCCAGUGCGCCGGCGGCGCCGCUGCCAACAAGUGCCUCGUCUCGUUCAUCACUGCCGGCGACUUCGGCAACUGCGUGGUCGUCGAGCAGUCCGCUUAA